CUCUGAGGGUGCUGAAAGAAGACAUAGCUGUCCACUCUGAGGGUGCUGAAAACAGAGAGAACUGUCCAUGCCGAAGGUGCUGAAGAGACAUCUCUGCCAACAGAGCUGAAAGAACAAAUUACUUUUCAUGGCAUUUGUGCUGAAAGCUCAGAAACCUUGUCCACUUCCAGGGUGCUGAAAAGGCAUCUCUGCUAAUGGUGUUGAAGACACUUUCCAUGGAAAUAGAACUGAAAGCACAAACACUCAUUUAGCUCUCACAGUACUCACAUAAGAGACAGCUUGUUCAGUGUGAGGGUACAUAAAUACAGAAGCCCUAUUCUCUAUCAGCCUGGUCUGUGAAUAGUGCUGAAAACUCAGUCAUUUCAAUGGGACUGAAAGCUGAGACACCCUGCCCACUCUGGGGGUGCUGACAGAAGAACCGUGUCCAUUCUAAGAGUGCUUGGAGCAGUGAAGCUUUGUCCACUUUGUGGGUACAUGAAAUGCAAAACCCUAUGAACUCCGAAGGUGCUGGAAACCCGGAGCUCUGUCCAUUCUGAGGGUAGAAUAGACAGCACUGCGCUCCCUGGAGGUGCUGAAGAGGUGUCCUUGUAAAUAGUGCUGAAAGCUGGAAUAGGGCUGAAGCACAGAAAACAUAUUAACUCUGAGGGUGCUGACACAUGAGAAACCUUGUCUAUUGCGAGGGUGCUGGGAGCAGAGAAGCUUUAAGGAUGCCAACCCCCUAUCCAGUCCCAGGGUGCUAAAAACACAGAGUGCUGCCCAGUCUGAAGGUACUAAAGAGGUGUCCCUGCUUGUGGUUCUGAAUGCACAGGACGUAUGGAGCACCUUCAUGGAAUUAAGACACGGAGACCAAGAUCUGAGAGUUCGGUGUUGUCCUUUCUGAGGAUGGUAAAGCACCGAAAUCCACCUGAAUACUAUCGCCUGUAGCCGGUGCUAAGAGAGUCUUUACUUGGGUCUAGAGAACUUUCAACACCAAAAGGGAGUGAGCGGUAUAGAAGACAAUAGAAGCAGUGACCACGUCCUGAUGAGCGGAGGCAGCAGACUCAGGUAGUCACUGACUGGAGAGAGUACCGGCUGCAGACAGUGCCCUGAGAUCGGCUGCUGAAGGCGCAGACGCACUGACCAGGACCCAUGCUCCCCCAUUUAUUCUGUUCUGAGGUCCCAUCUGACGAUGAAGGGGGUCUCAGGAUCCCCCCACAGUCCAGCAGCAGUAACUUGAAGAAGCAGAUGUCCUUUUCUGCCGGCGGAGAUUCGGAUUCUGCUUUCUCCUUGGACUCCAGCGUCUUCUGCAGCGAUUAUUCCACAGCCCCCCGGGAUCAUUUUACCAUCAAUGUCGGGGGCAGCAGGUUCAUCCUGUCCCUGAAAACCCUGUCCAGCCAUCCACACACCCGCCUGGGUAAGUUGGCCACCUCCGGAGGGGACGAGGUGUAUGACCUGUGCGAUGAUGCCAACCUGAUGGACAAUGAGUAUUUCUUUGACCGGAGCUCCCAGAUGUUUGAGUACAUCAUGAAUUACUAUAAGACUGGGCGCCUGCAUGUCAUGGAGCAGCUGUGUGCAGUGUCUUUCCUCCAGGAGAUCGAGUACUGGGGGAUAGACGAGCUGAGCAUUGACCACUGCUGCAGGGACAGGUACUUCAGGAAGAAACUCAAGACAGAGUCCCUGGAUGUCAAGAAGGAUGAGGAGGAGAUUGAGGCUGAAGAAGAUGACUUCACUGGGGUUGUGUGUGAACACUGGAGACAGAAGCUCUGGGAUGUGUUGGAAAAGCCUGGAUCUUCAGUAGCAGCUAAGACCUUUGGCACAGUGUCUAUGACCUUUGUGGUGGUCUCCAUAGCUAACAUGGUCCUCAUCUCUUCUGAGGCCAACACUGUAGAUCAGCCUCUACUAAACGUACUGGAAUAUGUCUGCGUCUCCUGGUUCACAGUGGAAUUACUGCUCAGGUUUCUAUGUGUAAGAGACAAAUUUGGUUUCAUUAGGAGUGUAGUGAACAUCAUAGACCUUAUUGCCAUCCUACCCUUCUACAUUACUUUGGUGGUGGAGACCUGGUUUGGUGAGAGUACCGAGCUGGAGAACGUGGGGAGGAUCGUGCAAAUCCUGAGGCUCCUGAGAUCACUGAGGAUGCUGAAGCUGGGGAGGCACUCUACAGGUUUAAAGUCUUUAGGAAUGACCAUUGCUCAGUGUUAUGAAGAAGUCGGCCUUCUGCUUCUCUUCCUGUCUGUGGGCAUUUCCAUAUUCUCCGCCCUUGAAUACGCCGUGGAGUGUAACGUCCCCGACACGACUUUCACAAGCGUCCCCAGUGCCUGGUGGUGGGCAACAACCUCCAUGACAACAGUAGGCUACGGAGAUAUCAGACCGGACACCACGUUUGGUAAAAUUGUUGCUUUUUUGUGCAUUUUGUCAGGAAUCUUAGUUUUAGCACUGCCGAUCGCUAUUAUCAAUGACCGAUUUGCUGCUUGUUACUUCACCUUAAAAAUGAAGGAGGCGGCUCUGAGGCAAAGGGAGGCCUUAAAGAAGCUAAUGAAAAACAUAGGCACCGAAUCUGACAUCAAUGUAAAUCUUAGGGACAUUUAUGCUAAAAGCAUCAUGGAAAUGUUACGACUGAAAACCAGAGAAAGGGCGAGCACCAGAAGCAGCGGAGGAGAUGACUUCUGGUAAAUCCGGAUUGUGUCUGGUUUCGUUAUUUGACUUUUCUUGUCUGCAUAACCAUUUUGGUUUUUGUUGUAAUUACAACAUUGGUGGCAGGAUACACUUGGAAGACUCCCGGCAACUCUGUAGCCUGUUACUGUCAUGUUAAUUCAGCUUGAGAAUGAACCAAAAAGACUUGAUUGUUGAAUUAGUUUCCAUAAUGACCAUUAUUUUUCCCGUCAUUGCUAAAGUGAGUGGUAUACAGAAUUGCUGAUCCCAUAGACGUAUAUGGGGCUUCUGGCAAUUCCAUAGACCACUCACUUUAGCAUCUGGCUACAGAGUUUAAAGGAUACACUUUAAAGGAGAACUCCAGCCAAAAUUUACUUAUUUCCUAUUCACAGAAUAAGCAGCUGAUCACGAGGGGUCCGACCACUGGAGUACGCUGCUUCUUUCUUCACUGGAGCCACAAGGACUUUGUAUGGAGAGAUGAUCGAGCACUCCAGUAUAUGGCAUAGGUGAAGUUAGUCUAGCACAGCUCUCCAUCAAUAUAAUUAAAAUGCUGUCAACAAAUCGAUUUGAACAACCUGGUUGCUUUAUUCCAGAAACAGUGCCACCAAUGGGCUGUAUCUGAUCUUGCAGAACGCUGAUAUUUAAGGGGUUAUCCAGCAUUAAAAACGUAUCCCCUAGCCACAAUAUAAGGGAUAAUGGUCUGAUCAUGGCGGAUCUGACCUCUGCAACCCCCACGAUCUCCAGAAGUGCUCCAAUAAGCACUCUGGCCCCAUCUUCUGAGAUGUAUUUGUGUUGGCAAUAACAGUCCUCUCAGUCAGUCACUAGUGUCCCACCUCACAUGGUGAUUGGCUAAGUGGACCGUCACUGCAGAGACCAGGUAGUCUCAGAAAGUGGGGGCCACAGCACUCAGCAGGAAAAGUCGGGCCAAUUCUGGAGAUAGUGGGGGGUCCCAGAGAUCAGACACUCCUAUGGAUAGGGGAUAUGUUUUAGCUGCAAUAUCAGACAAAACUUGUGAACAAUUGUGGCACUGUUCUUAAAAGAGAAUAGCCAUACUUUUUCUCUAAUCCUACAUAGUUAUUUUAAAUAAAAGACACAAUGAUAAAGCUAUGACAUUAUGUAUAAAUAUUUUUAUAUAGGUUUAUCAGUUUCCAAAUAUUCAAAUUAACAUCCUGUUUAUGUGGUGUCUAAGGGGUGGAUGUUAUAAUACACAGUUCAUGACGCCAGGACAAUGUUACUCUCCACGUUCUGAGGAUUGAGAUAGCUCUCCUGGGCCAGGCAUGGGGCAAUGAUUACCACGAUGCAAGUUUACGGAAAAUUAUCUUGUAGCUAAAUCCUUCACAGUACAGAGUUAUGAGGGGGGGGGGGGGGCUGUAGAUGUAGGGUUUCUUCUCCUUAGGCCUCCUCAGACUAGAACUGAACAAGACUAGACUUAGCCUUAGACUCAGACUGAGCAGCUCCUCUGCCCCUACUCUAUGUAGGGGAUAGUUGGGGAGCUCAAAUUGGGGUGUUAGUGUCACCUGGAUCACUCUGCAAAGCUUCCUUAAAGGGGUACUUCAGUAGAAAACUUUUUUUUUAUUUUUAUCAACUGGUGCCAGAAAGUUAAACAGAUUUGUAAAUUUCUUCUAUUAAAAAAAUCUUAAUCCUUCCAGUACUUAUUAGCUGCGGAAUACUACAGAGGAAAUUAUUUUCUUUUCUGAAAACAGAGCUCUCUGCUGACAUCAUGAGCACAGUGCUCUCUGCUGACAUCUCUGUCCAUUUUAAAAACUGUCCAGAGUAGGAAAAAAUCCA
Hyla sarda is the source of this 4416-nucleotide messenger RNA. RefSeq names its product potassium voltage-gated channel modifier subfamily V member 1 (gene KCNV1). Gene Ontology annotation, molecular function: protein binding; voltage-gated potassium channel activity. Gene Ontology annotation, cellular component: voltage-gated potassium channel complex; membrane. Gene Ontology annotation, biological process: potassium ion transmembrane transport; protein homooligomerization. The transcript has 2 exons. Bases 1129 to 2649 code for a protein of 506 amino acids. The record is from RefSeq and is a predicted model, not a curated record. NCBI's taxonomy places the organism in Eukaryota, Metazoa, Chordata, Amphibia, Anura, Hylidae.